Messenger RNA from Closterium sp. Naga37s-1, 636 nucleotides. The record is from the annotation of a GenBank genome assembly. NCBI's taxonomy places the organism in Eukaryota, Viridiplantae, Streptophyta, Zygnematophyceae, Desmidiales, Closteriaceae.
AUGCGAUUACUCUCAAGCCUGAUUCCCCACUCUGCCCAUGCCCUCACUCCCGCCCCUCCCCCAGCCGCCCUGCCACUGCCACAUGACCUGGUGACCAACAUCUCCUCUGCCGCCUCUGCUGAUGCCUUCCUCGCCACUCUCAACAAGGUGGACGGCACCAGGCAGCUCUACGAAGGCCCACUCAAGCCCGAGCCAGUCGCGGCCUUCCUCAAGCAGUUUGCCGCCCCGGCAGAGCCCGCCGCUGACUCAGCGACAGCUGGCGAGGCGGAGGCGGGCGGGGCAGGGGCGGCGGGGGAGGAGGGGCAAUUGCGGUGGGUGCGGCAGAUGAGGGGCGUGAAUUUCAGCAAGCCAGGUGCUGCAGCGCGAGGAAAUGUGGAUGGUGGCUCUCGCCUCCCCGUCUGGGAGGUGAAGGAGAAGUGCGAGAAGACAGCAGAGGAGCUUGUGGGCAUGGUGAGGCGCUCACUCUCUGCUCUCCCUUCUCCCUCGUCAUCCAUCCUCUUCCGCCCUCAUCCUAAACAGAUCUUUGUGCCUGCCUUCUGGGGCUCGUUAGCAAUUGCUGCUCUUUGCCUCGUUUCUCCUGCCCAUUCGUGCCUCUCCUUUCCUGCUCAUUCCUGCUUCUCCUCCCCUGCCCAUUAG